Molecule: messenger RNA, 333 nt
Organism: Fusarium fujikuroi IMI 58289
Lineage: Eukaryota; Fungi; Ascomycota; Sordariomycetes; Hypocreales; Nectriaceae
Exons: 2
Coding region: 1-333 (110 amino acids)
Source: RefSeq, a predicted model, not a curated record
AUGAGCGACAAUCAGUCCAACUCGGCCCUACAGCCUCGCGUCUUGGUUGACUGCCCGGAUGGGUAUGUCAUGUGCACAGGAGACAAACCUGAGGUCUUCGAAGCUGUGGCAGCAAGAGAACUCGGACCUGGAGACUGGAAUGCCUCUUUUCCGUACAAGAUUUACAAACGUGAACCCGAAUCUCACACCACCGAAGCUGAGUCAAGCAUGAAUUCCCUCGUCUCUCAGCUCGAUCACGUUGUUCAGAAGAUGGAGACCCUUCAGAAAGAAAAGGAAGAGAUCAUGGACAAGAUUCGCGCCCGAGGUGGAAAGAUUCGGAUACCCAAGAACUAG